UGAAUUGCAAUUUUUCAAAGGUCACGUUACGCUACAACAGCCUGCUUAGCGAAUGAAAAAAAGCAGUUCCUGGCUAAAAGGUCUUUUUUGUCAUAAGAAUCAUCAUAAAUUCCAGAAGAGUAUUGAUUCGAAUAAUGUUGAUUGUGAUAAGAGAUCGAAUUCGAACAACAUUAAACCGUUAGAACAGGAUGGAAGUGUCAAAGAAACUUUAUCUUUAUCAACUACUAGCCAGACUCCCGGUUUGGGGGAUGGGGGCUCAGCCAGCCUUGGCGACUGGUCUGCAGUGCACCAAGUUGAUUGUAUCGAUAACUCUAAAGUGAAUCUCUUGUGUGACGGCAGUCAUAACAGUGCCUCUGCUAUAAUUAGUUUUCUAAAUCGAGCAGAGUUUUGUGACCGCUUGGAGUCCAUAAUAGCUCGGUUGGAAAAAGUUGCUCAGUUAGGUUUGGAAAAAACACCUGGGUUGGUUGCUUUCGAAUCACUAAUGGCAGGAAGUCUGAAAAAUUAUUUAACGUGCAGUAAAAAACUUGGUGGCAAUAUACAAUCCCAAUCAUCAUGCGUUUAUGAAGCCUUUUGCUUUGUUAGAGAUCUUAUUCAGGACUCCAUGGUAUACAGGAAACCAAAUGAAACAGAAAUGGAUAUCCUUUUGAAAAAACUUGACUUUAAAUUGAUAGAAAUUGCAAACUUCAGCGUCGAAGCCUUAUCUGUUAGAAAGUACCAGUUAUCAACUGUUGCAGACUCAAUGCUGAUAUUGAACUGGGUUGAGAAUUCAUCGGCGUCUCAAUACGUUAAAGAAAUGAAGGAUUCUGCAUGGCUGUAUGCAAACAAAGUUGUCCAAUACUGCCGUAAGAGCCUUCCAGAGCAUGUUGAGUGGAUACGUUCGUGGCUUGCGUGUCUGGAGGAAUUAUGCCUACUAGUUGAUGAACAUUUCCCGUAUGGUUUGAAGUGGAAUAGUAAUGGUCCAAAACUACCUUUACCAACUGUUGAAAUACGUCCAGUUCAACGUUUACAACCCAACUGCAAUCCUACUUUGCCCUGUAGAACUUCUUCAGCAGAGAAUCGCCGCGCAAAAAUGUCGAUGCCUUCACAGUCAACUUCACCUGAUCUGGCUCAGUUAUUCUCUGAGUUGACAAGUGCUCAUAAAAAUCUCCGGCAUGUCAGUGUACCUGAUAUACUAUAAUGAUGAUGAUAUCUCAGAAUGCAGAUAAACUGACUCACUUAAUCAGAUCAUAGUGUGUGUGUGUUCUCCAAUCAACAAAUGUGCCUUUUCUUGAGGAUAAUACUGUGCAGCUUUGAAUAAUGCUGUUCUGUUUUUAUUGGCUAUCAAUAGAAUACUACGAAUAAAUAUAUACAUGCAUUUAUUAUAUAUACACUACCCCGUUAAUUAUUCUUCUAUUCUACAUUCAUUUUUCUCAUCACCGAAUACACCGAAUAAAAUAUUCUUUUUCAUUUUUGUUUUAUCUUGCUUCUAUAAUAAUAAUAAUUAUUAUUAUUUUUCCUACAUGUACAGUAUAUCGCUUUCAGAACCUCAAUUAUAUACAAAUAAACCAAUUGCAUG
This is a messenger RNA of Trichobilharzia szidati, 1555 nucleotides long. The record is from the annotation of a GenBank genome assembly. NCBI's taxonomy places the organism in Eukaryota, Metazoa, Platyhelminthes, Trematoda, Strigeidida, Schistosomatidae.